Messenger RNA from Trichosporon asahii var. asahii CBS 2479, 3672 nucleotides. RefSeq lists its product as uncharacterized. Gene Ontology annotation, cellular component: core mediator complex; mediator complex. Gene Ontology annotation, molecular function: transcription coregulator activity. The coding region runs from base 1 to 3672 and encodes 1223 amino acids. The transcript has 3 exons. Gene Ontology annotation, biological process: regulation of transcription by RNA polymerase II. The record is from RefSeq and is a predicted model, not a curated record. NCBI's taxonomy places the organism in Eukaryota, Fungi, Basidiomycota, Tremellomycetes, Trichosporonales, Trichosporonaceae.
AUGUCGUACUCGCGCGUGCCGGACGGCGCGCAGAGCCCGUCGGGCCCACCGACCCAGCCUCCAGCCGCCUUGCACCAGCUUCCCCAGCCCGUUGCAUCGUCGAGUAGGAACCCGCAACUCGGUCCCAACCCAUACUUCCGCUAUCCGACGCCGACGCCGGAGCAGAUCGACGAGGAGCUCCCGCCGUAUUGGGAGACUGAGAAUGUGGCCCUCGGACCGAUGCUGGACCGUCUUUCUCGUAAGGGAUAUGGCGACAUGAAGGUGCUCGUCGAGCAGACGCUGCCCCCACUCGCGAUGCGACAGAAGCCGAAGCAGAUCAUCGAGUACGCCAAGACGACGAGGCAGGCGGUGCUCAAGUAUCUCGCGCUGCUGCGAUGGAAGGCAUCAGUCGACAUGCCGAGCGCGCCGACGACUGCCCCGCCCGCCGCUGUCGGCGCGCACUCCUUCCCGACCCCACACUCAAACGGCGAGUCCAACGACACAAGCCCGUCUUCCCUCCCGAUUAAGAAGCCGGAGGAGCAGCAACGCGGCAAGGUGACGGACGCAAGGAGGAUACAGCAGUUCCUCGAGCACCAGAACGCCCAGCACGAGGCUGCGAUUGCACACAUUCGGCAUGUCACGAGCAUGGUCGAGACGCUGCGAGAGCGCAACGCCGACCUUCUCACAGCCAUGUCCCUCCGAAGCGCGGGCAACUACACCCGCCUUCCGAGCAUGCUCGAGGAGAGCUUUGUGCCUCGCCCAAAGCUGAAGCCCGCCAAGGUCCUUGACACUGUCGAGAAGCUUAACAAGCACCUGCUCUACCGGUUACGAUGCGUCGACUACCUGCCCCCGAGCCUAGUCGUCGAGAAGGUCGCCGACGGACGGGCAUACGUUCGCGGCGGCGGCGAGGCGGGAUGGCGCGCGCAGCUGACAGUCGCCGGCUUCGACGACGACGCGCGGUGGUGGCUUACGGGAGUCGAGUGGGAGUGGACAGCCAAGGGCCAGAAAAAAGGCUUCGCGCCGGACGAGCGACAGCAGAUUCUCGACAUGGUGAACAAGGACAUUCUCGAACCGCGGCCGAUACCGGAAGGCAAGGAGGGGUCGGUGGACGCGCCGCUCGUGCGCGUGACCAACUUCCUGCAGCACCUGUCGCUCUCGUACCAGCUCGAGGUGCUGUUCUCGCAGGCGCUCACGCUCUCGCAGCAGACAUACCGGAAUCAGCUCAUCGUCGACAUUGACCGCACCAAGAAGGAGCUCACACUCAAGUAUUGGGUUCGUCCGCGACAGGCAGCGCCUGGCCAGAAGCGACCAGGAGGGCCGAGCACGCCGAUCGUCGGGGGAAUCAUCACAUUCGCGAUCACGGAAAGUAAGACGCCGAUCAGCGACACGGAGCGUCUUCUCCGCGAAGUGUCCGCUGGCACAGACGUGCCUGCCGAUCGCCCGGUCGGGCUCGAGCUCUCGGUGAAAUGGACGGUCGGGGACGCCGGUACCGGCGGCGGCCUCAAGGCUGGCAACCAGAUGGACGGAUCGCUGCUACGGAUCGACUCGGCUGGACUCAGCAUGAAGGAGAUCCUGGGGACAGCGACAAAGGCCCACGCCUCGUUCAUUGCGCGCUCGACGUUCUCACCAUUGCUCGCGAAUCCCCGCCUGGCUCUCGACCCGCUCAACCUUCCCAAACUCAUCGAGUCCGAGUCCGCCGCCCGCCCGGUGCAGUUCAUCAUCCCGCUCCCGCCCGCGCAGGGCGCGGCCCACUUCACCGUGUCCGUGUCGGCGACGACUGGUCUUAUCGAGAUCGAGGAUAGCAUGAAGGACAGCGGCCAGGUGCUCGAGAACAAGCGCCUGUUACAGACCAAGCUCGCCACUGCGUCGGUCAAUGAUCAAAAGACGCGCCUCGCCGACGACCUGCACCGACUGAUCACAGCCGUGAUCCUCGAGACGAUCGAGGACAAGAUGCGGCAGCUGGGCAUGCAGCCGACGCGGCGCAUCCCGCUGCGCUCGCACGAGCUCACCAAGACGGACCUGCAGCCGUCGUCUACCAUCUUCGUGCCUCUCGCCGUGAGCCAGUCGCACUACUUUGUGUCCAAGAUCACGCCAGAGGGCGUGGCGUACGAGCUGCUGUGGCUGCUCCGCGUCCCGAUGGAGAAUGGCGGAUAUCGCAUGGCUGUCGGGGAUCGGACGCCGAUCGACCUGCAGAAGCUGAUGGAGCGGCGGCGGACAAAGGCGCACAAGCGGGCGCGGGACGAGGACGAGGUGCAACAGGCGAGCGACGCCUGGAACGACGCCCAGGACGCGCAGGCGCAGGCGGUCAAGUGCCGCUUCGACGUCAAGGCCAAGGACCUGCGCGACAUGUUCUUCUACUGCAACGCGCUCGUCGCACAGACCAUUGUCGAGCAGCAGCUCAAGGACCGCGGCAUCCCCUACAUUCCGCGGUAUCCGGAUGAGUCCGACUUCCCUGCGCCGUUCAGCCGCUCCGCCCUCGCCGGCAUGGUGCCUUACAUCUGCGUGAACGCGAGCGAGCUGUUCAAGGACGGGCGUGCAACGGAAGUCGCUGCGCCGCAGGUCUACUUCGUGCUGAAGGACUGGUGGAAGGGAUCCAAGUGCAGUGUCGAGACGAUUGUGCGCCUGCAGCAGGCGUCAAUGAGCAACGACGAGGCGGCCACGAGCGGCGUCGACCCGGCGAGCUCUUCGGCAUCCCGCGCCGAAGGGAUCAAGUACGACCAGGCAACGUCAACGGUGCGUUUCCACGCGCCCAAUAUUGCCAAGUGCGUCCCCGACUUCCUCGAGCAGUGGGAGCGCCUGUCCAAGGUCAUCAUUGUCGCCGGCGAGGUCAACCGCCUCAACAAGACCGAGGCGUACCGCGACGUGCGCAUGCUGAGCUUCGACCUCUGCACAGCGACGCUGCAGUACUGGGACGGGUUCCAGGUCGCAAUCACAUACACGCCUACCAGCGACUCGUAUGAGGUGUCCUUUUUCAAGAGCGACGAGAGCGCGAGCCCGCACCAGCUUCUUGCGCCUCUGUUGUCGCACCACCUGAACGAGCUCACCGCGCAGCCGUCGUACGUGCGCGACGCGCUCGGCAGCAACGGGAAGCAGUUCAUCAGCCUGCUGCGCGCAACCCUCCCCCUGUUGCUCGAGCAGGAGGCGCUGCGGACGCAGAGCGCGAGCGAGUUCCCCGCCCUAGUCGUGCGCUCCGUGUUCGACUACCGCUUCGUGUGGGACCAGUUUGGGACGACCCGCUUCGCGCUCGACAUCACGCUGAGCGGUAACUGCCGCAGCUUCCUGCUCUCGGACGGCGCGCGCCCGCGUCCGCCCAGCGUGCAGGUUGACUUGAGCUGCGGCGUGCUCACGCCGAUUCCAAACUUUGACCGCGUCGUGCAGAAGGGAUACCAGGCCGCGCGGCUCGCCAAGGUCGCCACGCCAGCGAGCAUGAGUACCCCCGGCGCCGCUGUUGCGAUGACGCCGAAAACGCCCAAGACGCCCGGCGCCGGCACGCAAGGGAAGGACGCGCGCACGCCCAAGACGCCCGCAAAGGUCCUCAUCGCCAAUGGGCGCGCGGUCGGCAUGCCCCUCCCCCCCGCCAUCAAGCUCGACAACGGGGCCACGCUCAUGUGCGCCGCCACCGUGCUCCAGGACGUGCUCCGCGCCAUGGUCGCCGAGAUUGAGACGCAGGUCGCGGCGUAUCAGGCAAAGUAA